GUUCACAAGAAAUGAAACUUGCAACAGAGAGAGGGGAGAGCUGCGUCGAAUGUUUUGGGCAAAGAGGAUUAAACCAUCAGUAUUUCUAUGUAUACCAAGCUAAAUUAAAGCUUCUGUGAUGGCUGCUAUGAGCUGUACUCUCUCUGAGGAGUAGUUCCUGUGCUCCAUCUGGAGUUCUUCAUUGAUCCAGUCAGUACAACAGUGUGAACACAACAUCGGCAGAGUCUGCAUCAACAAGCACUGGGACAGCAGCCACCAAUACAACUGUCCAGAUUGUAAACAGGAUUUAUCGAUGAACGUCAAUACUGUUCUGGCUGAUAUGUUCUCCCAGCUUAGACUUAAACCUCAAGUUGAAGAAAAAGAGACCUCUGAGCUCCAGCCCACUGCUCCAGGAGAUGUGGGCUGUGACAAGGGGGCUGCUCCAAGAGAGGUGGGCUGUGAUCUGUGUCCAGAGCCCAGACUCAGAGCCCUGAAGUCCUGCCUGGUGUGUCUGGCCUCGUACUGUCAGAGCCACCUGCAGCCUCAUCUUACAAACCCCCGUCUGAAGAGGCACCAGCUGAUCGAACCUCUGCCCAACCUGGAGGAGCGCAUCUGCCCUGAGCACGACCGGCCACUGGAGCUCUUCUGUAGAGACCACUCAUACUUCAUAUGUCUGCAGUGUAAGGCUGAAGACCACAAAGACCAUCAGGCAGUCCCCCUCAAGGAGGAGGGUGAGGAGCACCAGGCCGCCCUAAAGAAUCAGAUUAAAGAAAGGCUUCUGAAAAUCGAGAAGAUCCGGCGCUCAGUAGAGCUCAGUCACAGCAAUGCAGACACAGAAAUACAAGAAGGUCUCAGAGUCUUCAAUGGUUUGAUGGAGUGUGUUCAACAAAGUUUAGACAAGUUCAAACAGAGCAUUGUAGAGAAGCAAAAGAAGAGCGAGGAGGAGGCAGCUCAGCAGAUAGAGCAGAUCCAGACAGAGAUCUCUACACUGGAGCAGAGAGGAGAUGAGAUGGAGCAGCUCUGGAGCUCUGGAGACCACCUGCACUUUCUACAAACCUUCAGUUCAGUCAAACCUACACCACAGCUCAUCAACUGGACCGAGGAGACAGUUAGGGCCCCAUCACAUAAGGGGAGAGUGGCCAUAGCUGUGUCCGAUUUGAAGAAUGCACUUAAUGUAGAAAUAGGGAAGUUUUUUGAGGAUGAAUUAGAAAAAGCGCAAGAGUUUGCUGUAAAGGUGUCUCUAGACCCAGACACAGCACAUCCAAACUUAGUUCUGUCUAAAGAUCUCAAACAGGUAAAUUACACAGGCCAAACACAGACUCUUCCAGAUAAUUCUGAGAGAUUUUCAAGUUUUUUGUGUGUUUUAGGAAAACAAAAGUUCUCAUCAGGAAAGUUUUAUUUUGAGAUUCAAGUCAAAGGAAAGACUGCCUGGGAGUUAGGAGUGGCCAGAGAGUCAGUGGAUAGAAAAGAGGAAGACACUCAAACUGUACAGAAAGGAUACUGGUUACUCUCUAUGGACAGUGUGUAUAACACGUCGGACGACCCCCCUGUAGUUUUCCCUAUGAGGUCCUCUCCAGAGAAGGUGGGAGUGUUUGUGGAUUAUGAUGAAGGUCUGGUCUCCUUCUAUGAUGUGGAUAAAGAUUCUCUUAUUUACUCUUUCACUGACUGUGGUUUUAAUGAGAACAUUCUGCCACUGUUAAAUCCAUGUGGCAAUGAAGAUGGAAACUUCGCUCCUUUUGUCCUAACACCAAUUGGCAUAUAGUUCUGCAGAAUGAUUCCAAUCCAACAAAAAAUUUACUCAGUCUAAAUCCACAAAUAUUUUCUAAAGUUAAAACAUUCACUAGAUCCUAUCCACAGUUCCCAUAAUAGUUCAAUAACCAACUAAAUUGGUAGACAUAAAUAUCCUGGGUUUGUUUUGUUUAGUCUUUGUGUAUUUAUUGUCCGCUUUUAAGUUAAAUACCACACAUACACAAGUUACUUUAAAUAUAUUUUAUUUGGUUAAACCUAUUCAUUCAUUCACUACUUACCUGAGUCUCCACAUGGUCCAGACAAAGAGGGGGCGUGUCCAAUGUCGGCCAUUUUUGAAGUCUUUGGGUGAGGUCGUCGGCUGGACCACCUGGUUUAAGUUCCUUUUUGUUUUUUUUGUGUUUUGGUUCAUACAUGUUACACACCCUUAAAUUAGGACAGAGGGACCUCAUGGUGAUAUAGAAAAUCACACAAAAAUAUUGAUGUUCAAAAGUGGAAUUCAUUGAGAAUUGUUUAUAUUGUAUAUAUAUAUGAUAAUGAUGGAUCCACCCCAAACCACAUUUCGCUCUUCUGAAGUUGAACUGUGCCAGGAGUUUUUAUAAUCUGAAUGGAAAAUAUAACUAAUAACUACUAAUCUAUUGUCAAACUAUAGGAGCCAACUACUGGUGUCGACAUGACAGUAACAGAGCUUUGAAACUGAUUGAAUCUUGGCUGGUGACUUGCAAGCCUGUAGCCUAGCAGUAUGGAGCAGUCAGCAUUGCCUUUCAUGUUUGUUUUCUCUAAAUGUAUUUAUCCAAAAGAAGUGCAAUUUGUGUUGAGUCAUUAUUAAGUUGUAAACUAUUUAUCAGUGACAUGUGUCUGACUUUUGAAGUUUUCAGUUUUUCUGUUCUUUUGAUGUUUUCUGUUUUGUUUUUUACUUAUCCUGUGCAGGCUUUUGAAUGACAUUUUUACGCACAUUAUUACUUUACAACUUAUUGAACUUGUUGAAUUUCUACUAUCUUUUUGUGGAUAUUUUAUGUCCAUUCGUGUUAGUUGUUUGUCUUUUCCCACUAUAUGGUACCAUUAAAACUGAACUCCAAACUC
Periophthalmus magnuspinnatus is the source of this 2808-nucleotide messenger RNA. RefSeq names its product E3 ubiquitin-protein ligase TRIM21-like. Gene Ontology annotation, molecular function: protein binding; zinc ion binding. The record is from RefSeq and is a predicted model, not a curated record. The transcript is spliced from 2 exons. The coding region runs from base 293 to 1741 and encodes 482 amino acids. NCBI's taxonomy places the organism in Eukaryota, Metazoa, Chordata, Actinopteri, Gobiiformes, Gobiidae.